CAUAAUGCAUAAGCUCAAUCUCUUGGUAGUGUUUUGGUCCUUGUGCCAAUUUGCCAAUUCCAUGUCUACGGAUGACCAGGAGAUUGGUGCAGUUAAGUGGGCAACAAAAUUCGAAAUUCAAAUUGGCAACAAAUUCUAUCACUUUGAGACAAAUAAGGCAAAUUGGUUCCAGGCAGCAAAUCACUGUCGCGAGUUGGGCGGCUAUUUGCUUAACUUUGAAAGCAGCGAGGAAAUGGAUGCGAUCUUACCUAUUUUACCACAGGGACAAAUACAGUUUUGGACGUCUGCUCAUUGCUUGUCUGGAAAUCGGAAAUUUAUUUCGGUUACUAGUGGAGAGCCUAUGCCUUAUAUGAGAUGGUUUCCCAAUGAGCCAAACAAUUUAAAUAAUAAUGAAUUUUGUGUGGAACUCAGAAUCAAUGGUGGAGCUCUAAAUAACAUUCAUUGUACAAACAAGUGGACAGGUUAAAGUUGGGCGCCACCAACAUUUAAAUACACUUUGACUAGGGUAUCGCA
Drosophila busckii is the source of this 513-nucleotide messenger RNA. Its product is annotated as C-type lectin 37Db-like. Bases 5 to 466 code for a protein of 153 amino acids. Lineage: Eukaryota; Metazoa; Arthropoda; Insecta; Diptera; Drosophilidae. The transcript has 2 exons. The record is from RefSeq and is a predicted model, not a curated record.